Molecule: messenger RNA, 410 nt
Organism: Ixodes scapularis (black-legged tick)
Lineage: Eukaryota; Metazoa; Arthropoda; Arachnida; Ixodida; Ixodidae
Exons: 2
Coding region: 1-318 (105 amino acids)
Source: RefSeq, a predicted model, not a curated record
AUGAAGAUAUUUAUCCUUGUCCUGUUGGCUGCAGUUCUUUUCUACGUGGAGAGCGCUGACACAACGGUUUGUCGGCCUGGUGAACAUCCCAAAGCAUGCAAUAAUUGGGGCGAGCGGAACACUUCGUGUGAUGAAAGUACUUGCUAUAGUCCAAUACCCCCAACCUGCCAAGAAUGCAAGUGCUACGUAGAGGAUGAUGAUUAUUGUGAAGUACAAUGUGUCUGUGACGGCGACACCUUCCGGCUACCCGACGGUACAUGCCGAGACCCUUCUGAGUGUCCAGAAGGCUCUCCUGGACUCAAGUAUGUACCGGAAUAAACAAAAUAAAUAACACCUCCACGUCCAGUACGCCGCAGAUCAUUUCACGAAAUCGUGUUGUUGCUUGUACGCAAAACGAAUAAUUCGUGCAA